Nothobranchius furzeri (turquoise killifish) is the source of this 1857-nucleotide messenger RNA. RefSeq names its product histidine-rich glycoprotein. NCBI's taxonomy places the organism in Eukaryota, Metazoa, Chordata, Actinopteri, Cyprinodontiformes, Nothobranchiidae. Gene Ontology annotation, biological process: negative regulation of endopeptidase activity. Gene Ontology annotation, molecular function: cysteine-type endopeptidase inhibitor activity. The record is from RefSeq and is a predicted model, not a curated record. Gene Ontology annotation, cellular component: extracellular region.
AUAUAAAAGGUGAUCGUCUCCUCGUCCAAGUAUCUCUCCUGAUCGGUUGUGUGUGAGAGACAGAGUUUUUGAUGAUGAAGACCUGUGUCCUGUUGCUGCUGGUGUUGGGGUGCGUCCACGGUGCACCAGUGGGGGACACUGGUCUGGAAACGGGGUCUUGCGAAGACCCAUCAGCUGUGAGCGCUGCACACUCGGCUCUCAGCAAGAUAAACUUGGAUCGGACCGAGGGCUACGUCUUCACCCUGCACCGCCUGUCUAACGUCCAUUUGGCCAAAAAUGGAGAAGUUGGUGUGGUCUACUAUCUGACGCUGGAUGUCGUGGAGACCAACUGCAGCGUUCUGAGUAGAAAGGACUGGAAGGACUGCGAGACUCGAUCCAAUCCAAUGCAGGUUUACGGACAGUGCAAAGCUGCUAUCUACAUCAGCAAACCACAUAGAGUGGUGCGACUCUACAAAUACAAAUGCCUUGUCAGACCAGUUCCUGCAGCUAGAGUGGUACAGAUUUGUCCCGACUGCCCAACUUUUAUCAGUCAAGACAACGAGGAAGUCAAGAAGACGAUUGCCAAUACCCUGGAUAAGUUCAACAGAGAGAGCGGCCUGAACAAUCGCUUUGCUCUGCUUCAAGUGACCCGCGCUACCGCUGGAAUGGCGAUGGGUAUGUACUACCAUGUGGAGUACACGAUCCAAGAGACCACCUGCAACAAGAGCACAGAGGCAGCUACAGCUGACCAGUGCCCCAUGAUGGGCUGUGAAUUUGCUCACAAAGGCUUCUGUAAAGCCUCCCUCUACUACAGCCCUACAAGGGAUCCAAAUUACUCCGUUCAAUGUGAGAUCUUUGAGCCUGAGGCCGCUAAUGCAGAAAAGGUGCAGCACUUGCUGGGGGACCAACUCAGCCACAGCCACAAUGAUACACACAGACACGAGCAUGGCAAAGGACACGAGCAUGGCAAGGGACACGAGCAUGGCAAGGGACACCAGCAUGGCAAGGGACACGAGCAUGGCAAGGGACAUGAGCAUGGUAAAGGAAGAGGACAUGACCAUGACCAUGGCAAUCGACGCAACUGGACAAGUCCACAUGAUCACAUCCAUGACCACACCAAAGACCACUCUCACCAUGAUGAGAUGCACCCCGUAGGCAGUGACCACCACCACAGUCAUGAUCACAAGCCAGGCAGUGCCUACAAGCACGGCCACGCCCACUCUCAUGACCAUGGGAUUAAUCACGGGCUAGAGCAUGUGCAUGCGUAUCACGCCCAGGCAUACGACCACAGUGGCGACUCUCCCAACCACCACCAUAACUACAAACACGAGGAGGGCACGCACACUCACGAGCAUGACCACGAGCUCGCUCUAGACCACGAUCACAAGCACGGUCACCUGCAUGAGCACGAGCAUCACCACCAUCACCACGAGCACGUGCAUGAGAACGAAACCCACGACGAGCCAGAGGGUCUGUCAAAGAAGGUGGGUGCCAUUGGUGAACCUGUGACCACCCCCAUCUUCCCAGAGGAACCUCCAAAAGCAGUAAUUUUGCUUCUCAAGCUUGACCCCCAGAUUCCAGGCGAGGCAGAACCCAACAUCCUGGACUUCCAGAGCUUCCCAGCCACACUGUCAUCCGAGUGUGUUGCUCCUGCUCCAGGACAAGCUCUGGUUGACAAACUCUUCGCUGAGGACGACUUGUUUAAGCCUGGCAACAAUUUCUAAAUCACAAACACAGACUGAGGCAAAGGGAAUUCAUGAAAUUUGCAUUCGAUUCACUAAAUGUCAGUUUUAUAAAAGUUGAGUUCUUCCACUGGUCAUCUACUGCAUGUAAACAUCUGCUUACAAUCUAAUAAAGAGAGAAAAUGUUCCAAUCUCA